UUCAUUUUCAACUAGGUCCCGCCUUCUCUCUUCCUCCCUCUCACUCGAUCUCCCUCAUCCUCUGCUGCGCCGGAACCCAUACGACACCGUUUUCCGGUAGAGUCUCAACGUCAUGAUUCACCUCUCUAUUUGAUUAAUAUCGAUGACACUUGGUUGGUAAAAGUGCGCGCAUAGCAGAACAAGACAUGGCAAAGGUGGCUAAACCGAGUUCUCAUCGAAUUGGUUCGGGGCCUAUGGUUAAGAAGAAGACACCUUCGGAACUUAGGGGAGAGCUGUUGAAACGGGCAAGCUUUGUGGACAAUAAUGCUGAAUCUCCACCCCUGUUGGCUGAUCCUGCUAAGACCACUGGGGUGAGCAAUGGAUUAAAAAGAACAGGGUUGUGGAAGCCCCCUAGAUACACUGACACACGGGUUGAUGAAGUAUUUGCUGCAAAAAAGCCCAGGUUCAAAAUUGCAUCUGGAAAGGAAAAUGCAAAGGAAAUUCCAUCCUUGGAUCAAACAAGUAAUCUGAAAAAUCUUUCAGUUUUUUCAAAUUUGGAGGCUAAGAGACAGCAAGAAAAUUCAUGCUCAGAGACUUCUGAUGUGUCUAGUCAGACUAACAAAGAUAGUGUCUUACAACCUUGUCAAACAUUUGAAAAGUGCAGUCAAGGGAAAUUUCUCAGUGUUUCUGAACUUUCAACAGCCGUUGAUAAAUGUUGUGGCUCAGGUGCUAUUGACCUGGGAAAAGCAUUAAGAGGACUAGCUGCACCUGAAGAACAUUAUGCUAAUGACAAAACUGCUGAUUUGGCUGAUGGAUACCCUGUUUUAGGAAAUUUCUUAUCUGAAUGCAAUUUACCUGGCCAGAAGGUCCCUUUGGAUCUUACUAUAAAAACCAGUAUGCGAAUUGUAUCAUCAUCUAAGAACUGCUCAGUUAUGCGUGGCACCAUGCCUCAGUUAGCCUUCCAGAAUAGUUAUUUCAGGAGUCAAAAUGUGAGAGGUUCUGAUGGCCUACAUUCAUGGAUAUAUCCUCAAUCCAUUCUACCACCUUCUGUGAUAUCAGUUUUGAGCUCAUCAACAUCAGAUGGAGAAUUGGAUUUCUUAAGGAAACGACAAGUAGCUUGGGAAGAAUCCUUCCGGGACCUUUACUAUAUGCUUCGGAAGGACAUUUGUGGUCUUUUCUAUGUUUGCACUGCUCAGUUUGUGGUGAUGUUUACUGGUGGUGACAGCUCUGGAAAAUCCAAAUGUUCGUGCAAUGCUUAUAUCUCUCAGUCAACCCAAGGUUUAAGAUCAUUGCUACGAGAGCAUGAUGUCUGUUUCUCUAUGCCUCUUUGCCAUUCAAAAGUGGAACAGGUUGCAACUGAGGAUCUAGUUGAGCUGUCAGAGAUAGAGAAGCAAAACUUAGGACAGAUUAGGCGAUUAAGGUCAUUCUCUGAAGUUGAUAAUAGUUCACAAUCUUUGCUGGUAUUUAGUGGAAACAACAAUGUACAUGCUUUAUACGACCUUUUACUAAAUUACAGAUUUCUCUUGACUUCACUGUCUAGCAUGGACACUCCUGUCUUGUGCUCGCCUGUGCCAUUUCAAAAUUCUGCUUUGUCUUCUCCUGACAUUAAAUAUACGGAAACAAGAAGAGCUGAGGACAUUGCUGCAUCUUAUAAUGGGUCUAUAUGGAAAGAUGGGGAGUCUAUACAAGGAUCUUCAGAUGGCCUUUGUACCAUUGAAAUUAAGGAUGCUCUUCUUCCACCUUGGAUUAUUUGUCGUAUGUGUGCAUUAAUGUCCUCUGAAGGAAGAAGCUUUGAAGCAAGUUUUGCGACAGAUUUUAACUCAAUUGGGUUGAAUAUUGCCUUGAAAUCAAUGUGUGAGAAGGCGAAAUCUGAAGCCGGAGAUAGUGAAAGUUUACAAGAGGGCAUAAAUACUUUUGGCAUUCCAGAAACUGUAGUCACUCCUCAAAUGUGUUCAUCUUCAUUAAAAGGUGUAAAGUACAGUGAUGGUUCUUAUAUGGCAUCGCUAUCUCCCGCAUAAUCUUGUCAAGACAAGGAACUUACAUGUAUCAUGUUAAUUUAUUUAAAUGGCUACCCGAUCCUGGACCCUCCAAGAAAUUAACGAGGUGUUGUACAUCUAAAUCCAAAACUAUUGGAACAUCCCAACUGUGUAGCAAAUUUUGGCAAUUGAUGACUUUGAAGCAUCUUAUUCACAAUUAAAAAACUAUGACGAGUUUCAAACUGCUGACUUAUUGUGUCUCUAUACAUACAUUCAAAAGUUUUGUACUCAAGAACAUGUAAUUUGCCAAGUUAACUCAACACUGCAAAUUUAUGUAUUCAUGCCCAUUGAUCUUGAUAAGGAUUCAAUUGAUCUGUGCAGAAGCACAAUUUAUUACCACA
Vigna unguiculata (cowpea) is the source of this 2356-nucleotide messenger RNA. Its product is annotated as downstream neighbor of Son. Lineage: Eukaryota; Viridiplantae; Streptophyta; Magnoliopsida; Fabales; Fabaceae. Gene Ontology annotation, biological process: nuclear DNA replication. The record is from RefSeq and is a predicted model, not a curated record. Gene Ontology annotation, cellular component: nucleus.